This is a messenger RNA of Aspergillus novofumigatus IBT 16806, 850 nucleotides long. RefSeq lists its product as uncharacterized. NCBI's taxonomy places the organism in Eukaryota, Fungi, Ascomycota, Eurotiomycetes, Eurotiales, Aspergillaceae. Bases 256 to 519 code for a protein of 87 amino acids. The transcript has 2 exons. The record is from RefSeq and is a predicted model, not a curated record.
GCACAGCAAAGAACCUAAGCUUGACGCGGAACUGAUUGAUUACCCCCAUGAUACCGUGGCUGGGAAUCUGCAGCCAACAGGUGCCUGUAUUUGUGGUACUGGUUAACGUAAUUAAUUGCUUAUCUUCCUGCCCUCCAUCUGAUAAAGGAGCUCGGGGGAAACGUUACGCCGAUGUCCGCCCACCUUCACACCACCCAAGAUCUGCCUUGGAGACAUUGAAUGGAAGCAGUCAAGACGGAUUGAAGUCAUCUUACCAUGACUCAAAAAGGACGAACGGGGAAACCCUUGGGGAGGACUACCGGAUCUCUCAAUGCUCCAAUAGCUGCCUUUACCAUGGCAAUUAUUCUAUGCUCUUACUGCAUCAGUUCCAUCAACUCCGCUCGCCGCGAGGCACAAUCGUCCCCAGUCACCGCGACUACAAGGGCCCAGAAGUUCUCCGUGGAAAAGUCCGACCAAUCAUGGGUACAGCAAGCAUUAGAACAGAGCAGAGAUGCAGAGCGGCGAAAUCGGUCGAGGUAGUCCUGCGUUAGAUUUGUACGAUAGCAGAGGCUUGAGAUUGAUUGAGUUAAAAAGGAGACCAAGAAAGAACGCUCAUGAUUGUUGCGGCUUGGAUUAAGAUAAUGAUGCACUAAAAUUUCUGAGGUGACCUUUCCACACAAUGCGUCGUUGUCAAGUUCAUCUCUCGAAGUCCAUGAUCAGAAUUUUCAGUGUAUGUGAAUAGUCAUAUCCAGAGGGUUUUGUAAUCUGGAUCUACCAUUUCAUUUGAAUGUUCAUCAUAUCAAAGGAAAGUCGAGGAUAACUUGGGAACUCUGCCCUCCUUGCAAGACAACAUACAGAGACUGAUAUCUGC